Messenger RNA from Miscanthus lutarioriparius, 1959 nucleotides. NCBI's taxonomy places the organism in Eukaryota, Viridiplantae, Streptophyta, Magnoliopsida, Poales, Poaceae. The record is from the annotation of a GenBank genome assembly.
AUGCGCGACACCUCCGACCCGGACCUCGCGGCCCUCCUCGCCGCAGAGAACGCGUAUGCCGACGCCUUCGUCGGCUCGUCAGGUGGCGGCGGCCUUCGCGCGCGCCUCGCCGCCGAGAUGCGCGCCCGUCUGCCCGCUUCCGCCACCACACCGCCUCAGCCCUGGGGCCCUUGGUUGUAUUAUCAGUAUGUUCCAGAGGGAAAGGAAUACCCUGUUUUAUCUAGGAAGCUGAGGCCUUCUAGUGGUCUGGUAGGAACUCUGCUUGAUUACCUUUCUGGUUCAGAGAAGGAGCAAGUGUUGCUUGACUGGAACGAGGUUGCAGAAAAAAAUGGUUAUGUCCACAUUGGGACUUGUCGAGUCUCUCCAGAUCAUAGGUUUCUUGCAUAUACAGUUGAUACAUCUGGGGGUGAACUAUUUUCCCUUGAAGUGAAAGAUCUUCUGUCUGAGCAUGUCAUCUUUAGUCCACCAAACAAGGGAAUAGUUUUUGUGAUCGAAUCUGAUAAUCUAAGAGAAGGCUUAUGGCCUAUACGGAAACGUGUUGACAAAGUUCAGUACUUUUUGGAGCACCACAACGGGUUCUUUUACAUUCUUACCAAUGCUCCUGUAAAUGAUACCGAAACGACAACUGAAGGCUACUAUCUGGCCAGGUGUAGGGCUGAAAAGUCACUGGUGGAUAGAUGGCAGAUUGUGACGUUACCUACGCCGGACUGCACCAUUCAGGAUAUGGACAUUUUUCAUGAUAAUUUAGUUCUCUAUCUUCAAAAGAAUGGGACUCCUCUUUUUUGUUCCAUCAAUAUGCCAAUUGAUGUUGAUGUUCAGGAGCCAAAGGAACUUGAUGAUCUCAAUCCAUGGUUUUUCCCCAUACCGUCAGAGUUAUGCAGCAUUGUUGCUGGAUCCAACAAUGAUUUCAUGUCAUCUACUUAUCGGCUAGUUGUUUCAUCACCUGUGAUACCAGACUUAACUGUGGACUAUGAUUUGAGAAAAAAGACUUUCACCAUCCUUAAUCAAGAGGAAGUAACUACCCUCUCUGCAAAUCUAGGCAGCCUGGGCUUUCAAUCCAAUGCUUCAAGCAUCCAACAAAACCUGCAUCUUGUUGAAAAUUCACAAAGUUGGAGUGAUCUUUCCAAGCUAUUCUCAUGUCAAAGGAUUGAAGUUAUAUCACAUGAUGGUGUUUCAAUACCUUUAGUCAUCCUGUAUUCACGGGAAGCACAUUUUCAUGGAGAAUCACCUGGGAUCUUAUACGGUUAUGGAGCUUAUGGAGAAGAUUUGGACAAAAGCUGGUGUUCUGAGAGGUUAAGUCUCCUCUCUCGAGGUUGGGUUCUUGCAUUUGCAGAUGUUAGGGGCACUGGCCAGAUUUACGAUAGUUGUUUUGCCGGUCUUGAAAUUCUAGUUUUCAUCCAAAGGGUGGAAGGGAUUUAUCAUGGCAUCUGGCAGGAACCAAAGCUAGUGGGCGCCGUCAUUAAUAUGCUUCCAGACUUAUUUUCUGCUGCAGUUCUCAAGGUUCCUUUUCUUGAUAUCUGCAACACAAUGUUGGAUCCUACUUUGCCUCUCACUGUCUUGGACUAUGAAGAGUUUGGAGACCCUAAUAUCCCAGCUGAAUUUGAGGCGAUCAGCAGUUAUUCUCCUUAUGAUAACUUAGCACCUGGUGUAUGCUAUCCUCCAGUCCUGGUGACUGCCUCGUUUAAUGAUACAAGGGUAGGAGUUUGGGAAGCUGCUAAGUGGGUUGCAAAAGUAAGAGAUGUCACAUGCAGAUCCUGUUCACAGUCAGUUAUUCUCAAAACUAAUAUGCAAAGUGGCCAUUUUGGUGAGGGUGGGCGUUUCAUGCCCUGUGAUGAGACAGCCUUUGAGUAUACAUUUCUCAUGAAGGCCUUGGAUUAUCAACUUAUGCUUUCAAAAAUAGCACACUUGCAUGCUACUCAUCAACAGUGCAAAGGUGAAGUGUUCAUCACUUCAGGUUAG